UCUGUAGGGUUUAGCUCAAACUGAAUGGAAAGGAUAAAAAGGCACACAGUCCAAGAAAUAAAAUUACAAACAAAACCAGCACGGGCAUCCAGACGGUGAUCCUGCGUGCUUGCUUCGUAGAGCCAAGUGGCUUUGAGUGCUGACUGGAAAGUGAAAACAGCAAGAGUUUGUCUGUAUUCUGGGAACUGGAUAAUCGUUUUGGGCGGCCUUGUGGCCUGUGGCUGGGGGUCAUAUAAAAUCCAGUAUACUCAAAACAUAGAGCACUAAAGACAUAAUAUCAUCACUGCAAAUAUAUUCAUUCGAGGCGACUCCGGCCAUAGGCAAUGGCAGAGCCGAAGAGAAAUAUAAAAUUAUAUAUGCAUUCCAUUGUCCAAUUUCCUAAAAAAACCAAUAGUAAAAAAACACCUCAAAUUACUGAAAUCUCCAAAGCAGCAGUAGAGAACAGACGAAAAGAGAAGACACCACCUUCAGAUUCGCUCCCCUUGUCGGAUUGGAAGUACAAGAGAAACCGAACACCUCCCAACUCUAACCCACCAAACCAAAGCAACCCUACUCUGUCUAUAUUUACGUUUUGACACUCAUUUCCUUUUGAAAGAGAGAAAAUGAGAGAAUCAUAUUGGUUCACCUACUCUUUUCUCUUUCACUCUCCGUUUUCUCUUUCUUUCAUUCUAAGGAUUCUAAAUUUUCCAUUUGUCUCUUGUUUUCAUCCCCUCUUCUCUUUGGAUUCUUCAAAAAAACUUGAUUUUCUCUAGUACCCAUUUAUCAAAAAUGGAUUUUUUAGUCACCCAUUUGUUCAAAAUCGAAUCUUUGCUUCACAUACACUCUCAAGUCUCUUAAAACAAUGAAAAACGGAUUUGGCUAUUCAAUACACCCCAGAAAAAGAACUUUUUUUUAGAUUUUCAAAGUUUUUUCAAACAUGGGCAAGAGAGGAAUUCAGUUGCUUGAUGAUAAAAAAGAUGGCUUUUUCUCUAUAUGUGAUUUGGGGUCUCAAUGGAGUCUCGAACAGAAUAACUUUUAUCCAGGUGGCUUAUUUGCUAGCGUUGGUCAAAUGGGAAUGGGAUUUGGCGUUUCACCAAACACCCCAAAUCCCCGUGAGAAUGGUGGAAUCAAAGCUACAUUUUCCGAUUUGUUUGUGAAAUAUUUACCAUCACAAUACGAAAUUCGGGUUGUCGGAGUACCGGAAGGUGAAGCAGCUUUGGACAAGAAGAAGAAGAAAAUUGGCUUAAAACUGAAAAUCAAGGUUUCUAAUCCUUCAUUAAGGAGCUUAAUAAGUGGUGCCAUAGCUGGGGCGGUUUCGAGGACUUGCGUCGCGCCACUGGAGACAAUAAGGACGCAUUUGAUGGUUGGGAGUAGUGGGAAUUCUACAACUGAGGUGUUCCAUAAUAUAAUGCAGACUGAUGGGUGGAAAGGGCUGUUUAGGGGUAAUUUCGUUAAUGUGAUUCGAGUUGCGCCAAGCAGGGCGAUAGAGCUUUUUGCUUUUGAGACUGUGAAUAAGCAGUUGUCACCCAAACCUGGGGAAGAACCAAAGAUUCUGAUUCCUGCAUCGUUAGUUGCAGGGGCUUGUGCUGGAGUCAGCUCAACUUUGUGCACCUAUCCUCUUGAGUUAGUUAAGACUCGAUUAACCAUUGAGAAAAAUAUGUAUGAUGGUAUACUUGAUGCUUUCUUAAAAAUACUGCAAAAGGAGGGCCCUGCUGAACUUUAUAGAGGCCUUGCUUCUAGUCUCAUCGGAGUAAUUCCAUAUGCUGCCACUAAUUAUUUUGCAUAUGAUUCAUUGCGGAAAGCAUAUUGUAAAGCUUUUAAGGAGGAAAAAAUUGGCAAUAUUGAAACCCUAUUAAUUGGAUCACUAGCCGGGGCUAUUUCAAGUACUGCAACUUUCCCGCUUGAGGUGGCUCGGAAGCACAUGCAGGUUGGAGCUCUCAAUGGAAGACAGGUGUACAAGAAUGUGGUGCAUGCACUCUCAAGCAUUGUUGAACAAGAAGGGAUUCAAGGUCUAUAUAAAGGAUUGGGUCCUAGUUGCAUGAAGUUGGUACCUGCUGCUGGGAUUUCCUUCAUGUGCUAUGAAGCAUGCAAAAGGAUACUGGUAGAGAAGGAUGAGGAAGCAUAGAAUUUCCCUUUGAAGGGAAUAAACUAAUGUUUUGGAGCAGAAGGAUGAGCUGGCAUACAUUUUUGGUUCAUCGUUUAUCUCUUUUAUCUUUCUUUUUUUAUAUAUUUUUCUCCUGCUGAUUUAUUUUUUGGUUGAGGGCUCAGUUGGUAGCCGCAUUUGCAAGGUAAGAAAUGAUCUUGAAAAGUAAAUUAGUUGGCAUACAGUCUCUUUCUUUGGGCUUGAAAAGGAGACGUAUAAAGUUAUACAUUUGAAGAAAGAAAAACUUAAUUGAGUACUGUUUUAGAACUUGUGUAAGCGAGUUACUCUUUUGAUAUUUUCUGCUUAAAUGUGUUUCAGUUUAACGAAAUUGUCACUCUUUCACAUUUUACUGUGUAAUUUCCUUCAUUCCAUGCCCUGACGGCAAACUGCAAUGGAAAUUUAGAAGCAUCUUGAAAGCAGUUAACUAGAAUCACUCUUUCACAUUUCUGUUACGUUCGCUUGUAACAUGAAACAUGUGGAAAAAGCGAAAUAUAUUGCUGCAUACGUAUGGCAGUGUUGAUCUCCGUGUGGAUUGUGGAGCAUUGACCAAUGCCCUUCCAGUAACAGCAAAAUGAGCAAACUGACUUGCGCACGUGAUCAUCACCAUCAUGUUGUAGGCCUUAAAGCUUCUUUUCCAGCAGGAACUUUAUUUAUCAAAAAUCAAGGGAGCAAGAAAAACAAUGAUUUUGCAAUUUGCAUUG
Messenger RNA from Durio zibethinus, 2823 nucleotides. Its product is annotated as adenine nucleotide transporter BT1, chloroplastic/mitochondrial-like. NCBI's taxonomy places the organism in Eukaryota, Viridiplantae, Streptophyta, Magnoliopsida, Malvales, Malvaceae. The record is from RefSeq and is a predicted model, not a curated record. Gene Ontology annotation, biological process: transmembrane transport.